AGCACUAAGCAGAGUCAAUGAACGUACUUUGAAGCAACAGGACUUUAAACGAAUUUCAGCGGAGAUAAAAAGAACAAAAAUCAUCGAAAUAUUUGUGAAACAAUAAAAACCAUUGGCAAAGGAUAAUAAAGGAACCAGCGUCAAGGAGCGCCAGUUAUGUGCUUGUAUUUGGGUGUUGCGGAUCAUUUGGUUGACAUUGCGGCUUAUUGCGUUUGCCGCGUGAUUGAAAUGUCAUUUCUUUUUGUUAUGAUGCUGUGUGGCGCGAAGGCGAAGACUUUAGUUUAUGUACCAAAUGACGUAGAACGAUGAUGUACUGAUUGUCAUUGUCAUUCCAUCUUAGCAAAUCAGUAGUAAAACAAGUAGCAGCACACAAGCAGUUAAGACUCCUUCUCUCGAAACAGCUUUAUUGUCGAAAAUAAAAUAAAGAAAAUAACAAAAAAUGUUUCUAAACAAGUAAAUGAAUGUCAAA
Messenger RNA from Teleopsis dalmanni, 469 nucleotides. RefSeq lists its product as uncharacterized. Lineage: Eukaryota; Metazoa; Arthropoda; Insecta; Diptera; Diopsidae. The record is from RefSeq and is a predicted model, not a curated record. Bases 157 to 309 code for a protein of 50 amino acids. The transcript has a single exon.